GCCAAGGCGAAGACGUCGGCCGCGCAGGCGCGAUACGACGCGCGGUCGGUCGCCAGGCCGGUGGACCGGGAGGCCUUAGAGAGGGCGUCGGCUGAGCUUGCGGAGCAGAAGGCGCUUCUGCGGCAGCUCGAGCAGGAGCUGAAAAAGAGCAAAGCCAGCGAGGCAUCUCUGGAGGAGAGACUGCUGGAGCAACAAGAAGGCUGCGACGCUGAGGCGGAGGUGAUGCAGGCAGAGGCAGAGGCAGCGAGGCGCGCGGCGGAGGCGAGGCAGCGUGAGCUCACGGCGAGCCUCGAGGGCAGGGGCGAGGAGGUCAGCAGGGCGGAGGCGAGGCAACGUCAGCUGGAGGCCCUGCUGGAAAGCAAGGAGGGCAAGGAGCGCGAGAUGGAGGCCUUGCUGGAACGCAAGGGCCGAGAGCUCGCGGAGGCGGAGAGGUCCGCGGCGGAGGCGGAGAGGGCGCGGGCGGCUGCGGACGCGCGCUACGGCGGGAUGCUCGCCAUGCUCAAGGUCGUGGGCGACCGGGCCCAGGAGGCCACUGGCGGCGAGCCUCUGCCGGACCUGGCCGCGCAGCGCGAGGCCGCCCGGGAGGCGACGCGCGCCAACGAGCGGGCCGCCGCAGAAGCGGAGGAGGACUCAGACAUGGGCCCCUGCGGAGGCAGAGUGGCACAGAUGCGGGCCUCUCUGGACAGCGAGAUGCUGGAAGAUCGAGGCGCUCUGCUGGAGGCGGCGAAAGCGCGAGUGAAGACACUGAACAAGGCUUUGCGAGGCAUCGCGAAAGACACCGGCGCCUACGACGCCGGCAAUCUGUUCGGCUUUCUUGACAGUCGGAGUGGGGAAGAGCUUGUGCAGGAUAUCUUGACCCGCGUCGACGCGCUCAAGAAGAAGGGGCGCCAGUGA
Molecule: messenger RNA, 894 nt
Organism: Prorocentrum cordatum
Lineage: Eukaryota; Dinophyceae; Prorocentrales; Prorocentraceae
Source: the annotation of a GenBank genome assembly